Molecule: messenger RNA, 3552 nt
Organism: Camponotus floridanus (Florida carpenter ant)
Lineage: Eukaryota; Metazoa; Arthropoda; Insecta; Hymenoptera; Formicidae
Product: excitatory amino acid transporter 1
Exons: 8
Coding region: 1495-3000 (501 amino acids)
Biological process (GO): L-glutamate transmembrane transport
Cellular component (GO): plasma membrane
Molecular function (GO): neutral L-amino acid transmembrane transporter activity; L-glutamate transmembrane transporter activity; glutamate:sodium symporter activity
Source: RefSeq, a predicted model, not a curated record
AUCGUACGGCUCAAUCUCGCGUGUGCUCUCGCGACAGGCUCCACGCAACAGGCGCGGUUAGUCGUCGCGUAGCGCACGCGUGUCGCGAGUAAUCCCGCGUCUCGCCAGCCGCCGAAUAACGGCGUCCUCUUUCUCGGUGUGUCACGGUGAAUCGCCAAUUUCAACCCGAAGAAACCAACAGCAAGUCUAGGUAUCGCAUUCCCAUAAAGUCGACGGAUAUAGAAAACGGACUGGAUUCUCCCGUGCAGCGCUGUGUCCUGAAAAUCGAUAAAAAAGAAGAGGGAGAAAGGGUUCACAAUCAACAGGGAAUGAAGCACGCGAGUCCGAAGACGAUCGCGCGCCAAAACGGAUGCUGUAUGCUCCGAAUUUGACUCGACAACAGCGUCAACUUCUCGAGGAGAACAGCACGUAUUUCUUUCCUCGAAUAACAACAAUAACUGCUCGUUGAUCGACGAUUUGACGAAUAUUUACAUUUCCAAGUUUCUCGUCUCUCAUCGACCGCCUCUGUUAAAUUCGCCAAAGUAACUCGAAGGAAUCGUCCCGUCAAAAGUAACAAUAAGCGAGUUUCGCUCCGAAAAAUAGAAGCAAAGGGAAGACGGUGGGAAUUCGUUUGAAUGAGGAAAGGCUCGUUUUCGCAGCGAGAUCGGACGUAGCCGAAACAAGAGAAGAAUCGCGUCAGCGGUGGAUCGUAAUCGAGUGGACAAGCAGCCGACAAACAAUAGGGAGACCUGGUAGCGGCUUCCGAUGGGGUCGUAACCGCCGUACAACGCGCGUAUUCGUAUAUCGCGAUGAUAGGCUAGCCGGUAGCGGCAGGAAGAGAUCGUCGUAGGGGGAGAUCCAUAGCCAUAGCUAAUCGUACCACCCAAGGUGGCACAGAUUGAGAGCCCCAUCAGCAUACAUCCUCUCCUAGCUAACGAGAUACCCAGCAUCCAUCCAGUUUGCACGCGCAUCGACGACGGUGUUCCAUACGUAUCAACUUUCCCGGAAGCGGCCCUCGGACAAUCGAUCUGCGAUUUAAUCCGAUUCAGCGGUCUGCGUCCGCUAAUCGUCAAAUUGAAAUUCGCUCGUAAUUGCAGUGAGAAAAAAAGGAAGGGAAAGAAAGAGAAAGAAAAUCGAUUAGGAUUAACGUUUUAAUCGACGUUGAAGCGCCUGCAUCUGCACGCAUCCUCGACCUCCUUUUCCUAUCGUCCUUCAUCUCUUCUCAUCUCUCUCGGCUUAAUAGAGAUUAACGGAGGGCCGUCGUACAUCACUACCACAACGUGCGUUUAUUCGCAAAGAAACGACGACGCGAAAGGGAUAAAAAGAGGGAGAGAGAGAGACAGAGAGAGAGAGAUACAGAGAUUUGCUCUUAGUGCCCCUCGACGAUCCACAACUCCGGUGAUCCUCUUCCCCACCGGGACGCUCGCCGCUUCCGGCUAACUGGAAGUGACGCUCUAUGUAAACGGUUUUGCCGAGCGACUCUCAUUGGAACGUACAGGACAUAGGAAGUACAUCAUGGAAGUAGCGAGCGAGUUAUCGCCGUUGUCGGGAGAAAAUCAGGGCAAGAUCAAAGAGAGGAGCUCGUAUUAUCCCCAAGAACCUAACAAGAGGCCGCGAACAAGAAGGGAGAAGAUGCAAUCGUGUUUGAGCCAUAAUGCACUAACUAUACUAACUGUGAGCGGUGUGGUCGGUGGCGUGAUACUUGGCAUAAUCCUGCGAAACUCCCAAGAGAAAUGGACGCCGCGGGAGAUCAUGUACAUCAAUUAUCUCGGCGAUCUAUUCUUGCGGAUGCUCAAGAGCUUGAUCCUGCCGUUGAUCAUUUCGAGUUUGGUGUCGGCUAUCGGAUCGCUCGAUCUAUCACUCAGCGGCAAGAUCGGCAUGCGUGCGAUCAGUUAUUACAUGGUCACGACCAUCAGCGCGGUUAUAUUAGGUAUAAUUCUCGUUGUUUCAAUCCAACCUGGAGUUGGCAGUUCCGCCUCGGAGACCAAAAAACCGGCACAAAAUAUUUCCACCAUCGAUACGUUAAUGGAUCUAAUCAGAAACAUGUUUCCACCGAAUCUUAUACAGGCUUGCAUCGCCCAAACUCGAACCGAGCUGAAGCCACCGGAGAACGCUAGUAACGCUUCCAUAGACGAAUGGGAACUGGAGGAGAGAGAAGUGUCCGGCUCCAAUAUUCUCGGACUCGUCGUAUUCGCGACGGUGUUAGGCAUCACCCUCGGUAAGAUGGGACCGCGGGCUAAACCGCUGUUGAACUUUUUCGAGUCACUUUCCGGCGCGAUGAUGGUGAUCACCAACUGGGUUAUAUGGUUAUCGCCGAUCGGUGUGCUCUCCCUGGUCGCCUCCAAAAUCACGGAAAUGAAGUCACUGGAUGAAGUGGUCGGCCAGCUUGGAAUGUACUUCUUGACCGUAUUGAUCGCCCUUAUCAUACAUGGCUUCCUAGUGUUACCAGGGAUAUUUUUCAUUCUUACAAAAAAGAAUCCUUACAUUUACAUAUCAAACAUGGCACAGGCGCUCGUCACCGCUUUUGGAACAUCCUCGAGUUCAGCAACGUUGCCAAUCGCCAUUAACUGUCUCGAAGAAAGAAAUGGCAUCGAUUCGCGUGUCACCAGAUUCGUCAUGCCAAUAGGUGCUACCGUCAACAUGGACGGUACUGCUUUGUACGAAGCUGUGGCCGCCAUUUUUAUCUCGCAAGUGCGUAAAGUCAGUCUUUCCUUCGGACAGCUGGUAGCAGUAAGUAUUACGGCAACUGCUGCUAGUAUCGGUGCAGCUGGAAUUCCACAAGCUGGAUUAGUAACAAUGGUAAUGGUGUUAGACACGGUCCGACUUCCGGCCAAUGACGUUUUCUUAAUCAUCGCGGUCGAUUGGUUAUUAGACCGAUGUAGAACGACGGUGAACGUCAUCGGCGAUUCGCUCGGGGCAGGAAUCGUGCAGCAUCUCAGUAGAAACGAGCUCGCAACGUUACCGCACAAUACGCAGCAGACACAAAACGGAGCUGAUUGCCAUGCGACUACGUCGAUAUGAGUUCGUUAAUCGCGACUUACGUCUCCUUGACUGACGAUUACGAAACCGCCUUGCGAUUGACCACCCGCGGCAAACAUAUCGACACUUAUUGUGCGGUUUAUCGUCCAUACAAGAAUGUUGCCAUAAUUGUUUGAACUUUCAAAAGAGUUAGGUUUUAAGAAAAUAACGAAUAAAUAAAUUAAAAUUUUAAAAUUAGAAAAAACGAUUAAAUGUGGAUAAUAAUAUAUUACUUGUUGCAGCCACGUCAUAUAAGAUUUUUAAUUUUCAAAUUUUUAUAAGUUCCAUGGAGAAUAUUUCAAGGAAUAUAUAAAAUAUAUAUAGCGCAAUAUAGAUUGAGAGAGAUGAGUGUAUGCAUCUUUAUAAGUGUAUACACUCGACAAUACGACGUUAAUCGAUGAUCGCGAGAUACGAUCUUGUUGAAGUGUUCUUGCGUACUCAAUAAGUGUUCUGUUUUUAUCUUAGUAUCAAAUAAUCGGUUUAGUAUUAAUUGUCCCAUAUGAACCACAAACACUAUGGACAAAGGGAACAAUAAACCUCCAUUAUACCACUCUA